AAAACCGGAAGUAAUGGUCCGGAUGUGGACGGCGGUGCGCGGGGGUUUGUCUGGGACUCGGGGGCGCGAACAGGCUCCAGCAGCAUGUGAAUCCCGGUUGCAGGCCACUCGAUGCACGUUGUCACGAAAGCGCUGUGAUCUGACCUAAGAGGACGCCACGGAGACGUGGAUUUCGGCGUGGAUUUGGAGACAAACCGGCAGCUUCAAGAAACAGCGGCGGGUGACUCCAUUUGCACCUUUUCUCAAGGCUGUUCGAGGUGGGCUUAACACUGAGUGCACACCUGAAACCUCCUGCCAGCUGCUAAGUCCACGCAGGAUGAUGACAGUGCUGGGCAAUACGUUGGAGCAUCUCAACGAUGCCAUGAGAGCCAACAAAGGCGUGCCUUUUUCCAGGCUCCAAGGCAUCCUAUCCCAACUUCCACCAUCAAUCCGGGGCCGUAUCGGUGCAAGAACUGAAACCAUACGGUUGGGGGCGAGACAUUUUCCCAGUAAGAUUGUUGUCGAUCCAGACAACAGAGUUUACACAUCCACACGACCUCUCGCAUCUACCAGAAACUGUGGAGCAAAGAGCCACAGUGCGGCUGACAAAAAACACCUCAACAUGACUGAUGGACCCAUUGAGCUCUGUAAUGUCACGGGGACCAUCUCAAAGUUGUUGCAGCUUUAUGGUUUUGUCGAUUUGGUACAUCCACUUCUAGCUAGUGUUUCUUUUGACAAGAGAUUAUUCAUGGAAAAUAGGCACCAUGACCUAACAAAGUUGGUGUUCAAGCUAGGCAAUGUAGUCAUAUUAGAUGCAGUAAAAUGUCCACCAAGCCACAGAGCUAAGUAUCAGGCCACUCAUAUAGAACUUCAAAGAAAAAUGGCACAUACGAGCAGCCCCGCAACGAAGCAGGCAGCGUACCAACCAGGUAGUGAUGGCAUCGGAAGUGGACUUCCUGGCUCAAUCCAAGCCGUAAAUCCAAGCCACGCAUAUAUAUUAUUCGGUGAAGACAAUAGCCUUGACAAGUCCCUGCUUCAGCCGGAAAAGACUUUGAAUGACAUAUUUAGCGUCCAGACAAGGUUCUCUUUGAUACCCAACCAAAUCCGAAGCCGACUAGCUACGCCAAGUGGUGGGCCACCAAUGUGAACAAAGCUCAUAGUGCUCAACUUUCCCAAGCCAACGACAGCAGAGACGAAGCUUUUCUAUUGAUAACAUUGACAAGUCCCUGCUUCAGCCAGAAAAGACUUUGAAUGACAUAUUUAGCGUCCAGACAAGGUUCUCUUUGAUACCCAACCAAAUCCGAAGCCGACUAGCUACGCCAAGUGGUGGGCCACCAAUGUGAACAAAGCGCAUAGUGCUCAACUUUCCCAAGCCAACGACAGCAGAGACGAAGCUUUUCUAUUGAUAACACUGACAAGUCCCUGCUUCAGCCGGAAAAGAGUUUCAAUGAUAUAUUUAGCGUCCAGACAAGGUUCUCUUUGAUGCCCAACCAAAUCCGAAGCCGACUAGCUACGCCAAGUGGUGGACCACCAAUGUCAACAAAGCGCAUAGAGCUCAACUUUCCCAAGCCAACAACAGUAGAGACGAAGCUUUUCUAUUGAUAACAUUGACAAGUCCCUGCUUCAGCCGGAAAAGAGUUUCAAUGACAUAUUUAGCAUCCAGACAAGGUUCUCUUUGAUGCCCAACCAAAUCCGAAGCCGACUAGCUACGCCAAGUGGUCGGCCACCAAUGUUAACAAAGCGCAUAGUGCUCAACUUUCCCAAGCCAACGACAGCAGAGACGAAGCUUUUCUAUCCGACAACAAUAUCGCUGAGCUUCUCCUUCACCCAAAGGAGUUCUCUGCACAAAGGAAACAGUCAAUCCAAGCCACACAUUUAUAUUAUUCGGUGAAGACAUUAUAGAGUGUUCCUACUUUUCUAUUGAUAACAUUGACAAGUCCCUGCUUCAGCCAGUAAAGAGUUUGAAUGACUUAUUUAGCGUCGGGGACAAUGUCCUAUUUGAUGCCCAACCAAAUCCUAAGCCAACUAGCUACGGCAAGUGGUUGGCCACCAAAGUCAACAAAGUGCAAAGUGCUCAUCUUUCCCAGGCCAACGUCAGCGGAAACGAAGUUUUUCUAUCCGAUAACGAUAUCGCUGAGCUUCUGCUUGACCCAAAGGAGUUCUCUGCACGAAGGAAACUGUCAAUCCAAGCCACACAUUUAUAUUAUUCGGUGAAGACAAUACAGAGUGUUCCUACUUUUCUAUUGAUAAAAUUGACAAGUCCCUGCUUCAGCCGGAAAAGAGUUUGAAUGACAUAUUUAGUGUCCGGGACAAGGUUCUCUUUGAUGCCCAACCAAAUCCAAAGCCGACUAGCUACGCCAAGUGGUGGGCCACCAUUGUCAACAAAGCGCAAAGUGCUCAUCUUUCCCAGGUCAACGACAGCUGAGACAAAGCUUUUCUCUCCGACAACGAUAUCGCUGAGCUUCUGCUUGACCCUAAGGAGUUCUCUGCACGAAGGAAACUGUCAAUCCAAGCCACACAUUUAUAUUAUUCAAUGAAGACAAUAUAGAAUGUUCCUACUUUUCUAUUGAUAACAUUGACAAGUCCCUGCUUCAGCCGGAAAAGAGUUUGAAUGACAUAUUUAGCGUCCAGACAAGGUUCUCUUUGAUGCCCAACCAAAUCCGAAGCCGACUAGCUAUGCCAAGUAGUGGACCACCAAUGUCAACAAAGAAGCAAAGUGCUCAACUUUCCCACACCAGCGACAGCGGAGACGAAGAUUUUCUAUCCGAUAACGAUAUCGCUGAGCUUCUGCUUGAUCCAAAGGAGUUCUCUGCACGAAAGAAACUGUCCGGCAUCAAAGGCUCAUUCUUCCUAAAGUCCAAGAUUAGGGGUAUUGUAUCCACUGUUGAACCCAUUGUCAUGGUCCCAGUUCCAGACACAGUGACGUAUUGCAACAGAAGGAAGAUCAGGACAUUCAGUGAGCUGUUGAAAGGCAGUGCUGUCCUAGAAGAUUUAGAUGCCUUUACAGAUGCCAACGAAGCAAAACACGACAUAUGGUUAGCGACGCUCAUGUGGAGUGGUGAACUUCCCGAGCACUUCCGGCGGAGACGAAGCUUUUCUAUCCCCAACCCAACCAGAAAUCACCUCAUAGCCCCUACACAAUUCUCUCCGCAAUGCCGCUUCCGCGCAGAGCCCCGGUCCAUCAGGCACAUUUUAGGGGGUUGCAGACCGGCACCAUUAAAUCCUCCGAACCCUUACACCACUGACAAGCUUAGUGAGAGCCUUGGCCAGCUCCGACCUCGAGAAUCGGCAGCGGCUGAUUGCGAGGGCCCAUGACGCGGCCUGAGCUCAAGGCAUUCUGGAAUGAGGACGCCUCUCCAAAGCUGCAUUCACCCAUUAAAAAUGUUCAUUCUCUCUCUCUUUUUAUCCAACAACGACAUCGCUGAGCUUCUGCUUGACCCAAAGGAGUUCUCUGCACGAAGGAAACUGUCCGGUAUCAAAGGCUCAUUCUUCCCAAACUCCAAGAUUACGGGUCUUGUAUCCACUGUUCAACCCAAUGUCAUGGUCCUAGUUCCAGACACAGUGACGUAUUGCAGCAGAAGAAAGAUCAGGACAUUCAGCGAGUGGUUGCAAGACAGCGCCGUCCUAGAAGAUUUAGAUGCCUUUAUAGACGCCAUCGAAGCAGAACAGGACAUAUUGUUAGUGACGCUAAUGUGGUAUGGUUAACGUCCCGAGCACGUCCCUGCACUACGCAUUCUCAGAGAAAAUGACAUCAUUCGGAUUGACUACAUUGUCGGUAUGGUUGGAGGGAAGGUGGAGGUGUGCAGCCGCCGUGUGCAGCACGGUGAAAGGCCUUCAAAUGCGCACCAAAUGAGUCCCUCAGAGUUUGGCCUGCUGCUGAAGGCCAGGGCGGCGCAGCAAGACAUCCCUGCAGCACCUGGCAAGCUCUGCACACUAGCUCUCACGGCAGUGGACAAGGAGGGCCAAGCAGUGCUCCAAGCUGCAACUUUCCCGACGUCCAGAAAUCGGGAACUUGCAGUCUGCCUCCAGAACCCGGUUAAUCCAAAUGGCCAUCGGCAGAUUCGCUUGGAAAGAUACUGGCUGUCAAGCAAGAUGUAACCGUCCCGUCACUACCUUCGGGUCCUGCCACCAGCAAUGCUACCAUAAAUGGGAAAUCCACUGCAGCUGCCUCCGCCCCCCUGGAACCUACAGUCUGCAUCUUCUCGACCGGAAAGGAGUAAUGCAAGUCCUUGACUCUUCCGCCAUGGUGGAAGCCAGAUAGGGGCAGACUAUCUGGGAGGUGACGGUCACUGUGGACAGCUUCUACAGGGAUGGCAGGAUGGUCUUGAGUGAACUCAACCCGGAUUCGUGCGAAAUAGUUCGAUGUAGUCAAAUUCAAAUAAAAAAUCAUGU
Molecule: messenger RNA, 4371 nt
Organism: Dermacentor albipictus
Lineage: Eukaryota; Metazoa; Arthropoda; Arachnida; Ixodida; Ixodidae
Source: RefSeq, a predicted model, not a curated record